AUGAACCAACGAAAACCCAAGUCUACAAAUGCUCAUGUUGUUAAUGAGGACAAUGAUGACUCUGAUGUUCUUCAACGGUACCCAGACGUUGACGGUCACUUCUCCCUUGUCAGGAAUUUUCGCCUUGCGGACUUGGUGACAAUAAUGAAUGGUGUUUGCGGAUCGCUUUCGAUAUUCUCGUCAGCAAGAUAUCUCGUUACAAAUGAUCCAGACUACCUCUGGACUGCUCUUUGGUGUCCGUUAGCAGGCCUUAUAUUUGACUUCCUCGACGGGAAGGUAGCACGGUGGAGGAAAUCAAGUAGUAUGUUGGGGCAGGAGCUGGACAGCUUGGCUGACCUGAUCUCUUUUGGAGUCGCCCCUGCCCUGUUGGCAUUCGUCGUUGGGCUACGAACGUACCUCGACACCGUCAUCCUUACCGGCUUCAUAUGUUGUGGACUCGCUCGCCUUGCCCGUUUCAAUGCGACCGUCGCACUUGUUCCAAAAGACAAUUCAGGCAAGGCUAAAUACUUUGAAGGUCUUCCUAUCCCCUCAUCGUUGGUCCUUGUGGGCACGCUGUCGUUCUGGGUCAAAAAGGGGUGGAUAGAAGGUCAGGAUGGGAUUCCCUACGGAACUAUUACUUUGUGGGGCAGUGAGGGGGGUCGAGGGGAGCUACAUAUGGUCAGCAUAAUUUUCGGGGCUUGGGCGGCAGCGAUGGUCAGCAAGACGCUACGUGUUCCUAAACUUUGA
This is a messenger RNA of Desarmillaria tabescens, 726 nucleotides long. Its product is annotated as CDP-diacylglycerol-serine O-phosphatidyltransferase. Gene Ontology annotation, biological process: phospholipid biosynthetic process. NCBI's taxonomy places the organism in Eukaryota, Fungi, Basidiomycota, Agaricomycetes, Agaricales, Physalacriaceae. Gene Ontology annotation, cellular component: membrane. The coding region runs from base 1 to 726 and encodes 241 amino acids. The transcript has 3 exons. The record is from RefSeq and is a predicted model, not a curated record. Gene Ontology annotation, molecular function: phosphotransferase activity, for other substituted phosphate groups.